Messenger RNA from Colletotrichum truncatum, 618 nucleotides. Its product is annotated as RAB small monomeric GTPase. The record is from RefSeq and is a predicted model, not a curated record. Gene Ontology annotation, biological process: regulation of vacuole fusion, non-autophagic. NCBI's taxonomy places the organism in Eukaryota, Fungi, Ascomycota, Sordariomycetes, Glomerellales, Glomerellaceae. Gene Ontology annotation, cellular component: late endosome; fungal-type vacuole membrane; vacuole. Gene Ontology annotation, molecular function: GTPase activity; GTP binding.
AUGUCAUCGAGAAAGAAGGUCCUUCUUAAGGUCAUCAUCCUCGGCGACAGCGGUGUCGGCAAGACGAGUUUGAUGAAUCAAUAUGUCAACAAGAAAUUCAGUGCAAGCUACAAGGCCACGAUCGGCGCCGACUUUCUGACCCGCGAGGUCCUGGUCGACGACCGACAAGUGACAAUGCAGCUUUGGGACACGGCGGGACAGGAGCGUUUCCAGUCGCUAGGCGUCGCCUUCUACCGUGGGGCUGACUGCUGCGUGCUCGUCUACGAUGUCAACAACUCCAAGAGCUUUGAUGCCUUGGACAGUUGGAGGGACGAGUUUCUUAUCCAGGCCUCCCCCAGGGAUCCUGACAACUUCCCAUUCGUCGUUCUUGGAAACAAGAUCGAUGUUGAGGAGAGCAAGAGAGUGAUUUCGACCAAGCGUGCGAUGACGUUCUGCCAGUCCAAGGGUGGAAUUCCCUACUUCGAGACUAGUGCGAAGGAAGCCAUCAACGUCGAGCAGGCAUUUGAAGUCAUUGCGCGCAACGCCCUUGCUCAGGAAGAGUCGGAAGAGUUCAGCGGGGACUACCAGGACGUUAUCAACAUCCCCAUCGAAAACCCCCGCGACGGCUGCGCUUGCUAA